CUACACCACACCCACCAUGACGCACUCUUUCCGCCCAUCCACCACGACCGAAAAUGGUGGAGAUACGGCGCCGGAACCCCGCGCGCUCCAAACCAGCUGAAGCCGACAACAGCAAAAAGAGAAAGCACACGCCCGUCAAGGAAAAGACCGUUGAGCCCGCCGCGCCCGCACCCGCGCCCGCGCCGCUGCCGACAAAGCUCCUCCCCGGCCAGCCCAUCCCCACGCUCCAGCAACCGCAGCCGCCCCAUCUCCCGCUCUCCGAGUGGCAAAGCGUCCUGGAAAGUGGCGUUCUCAAGUCCGCCAUUGAGAAAUCGCGCCAGAGAUGGAUGACGCCCGGCCUGUUCGAGCUGUACUACAGCAAGGCCGGCAAGAAGAAAGUCGAGAAGAUGACGGGCAAUUCGACUGCCGACCAGGAACAGCUCAAAGCCAAGCAGAUGAAGAGAGAGGGUAACUGCAAGCUCAUGAUUGAGCCGCAUAUCUGGGAUGUUACCAUAUGGACCAUGAGAGAGAACGUCGCUCCGCUGCCGCCCCGACCAAAACAGCCCGUUCAUCAGCCUCCGCCAUACUAUUACGGCGGCUAUGCUGCCGCGCCUCCGUACCCGCCCUACCAGCCAUAUGCAUCUCCGGUCCAGCCUGCGCAUGCUCAGUCGCGGCCUCCGCCGUCGCAGCAGCCGCCAGUCCGCCAGUCGUCGCAAACCGCAUCGUUUAACAGUCCGCGGCCAGCGGGGCCCAAUCAACCCAAUCAACCCAAUCCGCCCGAUGCGAACGGCGUCGUGUCUCCACCAGCGCCCGACCCGGUCAUCCAUAUGCUGGCAGAGCGGGCAAACACCAACUUCAAACUGAGGGAUAUCAUGAAGAUCGUGGCAAAAGGUGAUGCGACGAAGGAGCAGCUGGAAUACUUUCAGGGACACAUCAACGAGCUGACUGAACGGCUCGAGGCGCAAAAGAAAGCCCAGCAGUCGCACAUGGCACCGGCACCGUCGCCAUUCCAACCUGCCGCGCCCCCUCCAGCGGCACGGCCACCUGCUACCUCUCCGGCGCCUCCCGUGCCUAGGCCGCCGUCAAGCCUAUCUGCCAGCCUUCCCACAUCUGGCCCGCCUAAUGCCCUUCAGCAUCCCCAGCAGCCGCCUAUAUCGUAUUACACUCCUCCGCUUACUCCCUCGCCGUAUACACAGCAUCAGCCGCCACCGCCUCCCCCACCACCCCAGCCAUCCUAUCGUGCCCUCUGCAUUGAUUUCAACACCAACGGUGACAGGCUCCUUUUCCCGCGCAACACCAUCCUCGAAUUCCUGCCGGGGAACGCUGUCCUUGCUUCAUUCCUGAUAGUGCAGAAGGUGGACCAUGUCACGCAAAAUAACUUGCCCAAGACCACGAACUACUACAAGGCGAUGAAAGAAUACUAUCAACCAGUAACGGCGCGGUUCAUGGCAGACAAUCCCAACCUGCUUCUGUGUCUUCGGAGAUGGGUCAAGCCUCAAGAUGAAGUGAGGAAGUACAUGGAGGAAAUCAUGGAACGGUGCGAGAGGGCCGAGUCGGUUGAGAUAGCGGCUAGACUGCCUAGAGAGGGCACGAAAGCAGCUGAGGUGGUUGAUACCCACGUUGAUGUAGUGGAGAAGGCGCAGACUCCCGUAGGUAGCACCGACAAGAAAAGAGUAAAGAGGGCAGCAAAGUGACCCCUGCCUGAGCUACAGCGGCCGUCUUGGAAUAAAACUAGUAAUGUACGAAUGAAUAACGUCCUUCACCUAUAAACGAAUCUCACAGUUCAGCGAACCCCAUCAAUCAAAACGCGAAAAGACCCACACAGCAUGCUCUAAUUAGUGUGGUUUACUGAACGGUGAGAUUCGUUUAUGGGUGGAUGUUAUAACUCUAAUUGAUGGCAGGCG
This is a messenger RNA of Aplosporella prunicola CBS 121167, 1883 nucleotides long. RefSeq lists its product as uncharacterized. The transcript has a single exon. Gene Ontology annotation, cellular component: Swr1 complex. NCBI's taxonomy places the organism in Eukaryota, Fungi, Ascomycota, Dothideomycetes, Botryosphaeriales, Aplosporellaceae. The coding region runs from base 54 to 1673 and encodes 539 amino acids. The record is from RefSeq and is a predicted model, not a curated record. Gene Ontology annotation, molecular function: ATP-dependent H2AZ histone chaperone activity. Gene Ontology annotation, biological process: chromatin remodeling.